This is a messenger RNA of Homarus americanus (American lobster), 1185 nucleotides long. Its product is annotated as probable glutamate receptor. The record is from RefSeq and is a predicted model, not a curated record. The coding region runs from base 1 to 1185 and encodes 394 amino acids. Gene Ontology annotation, cellular component: membrane. NCBI's taxonomy places the organism in Eukaryota, Metazoa, Arthropoda, Malacostraca, Decapoda, Nephropidae. The transcript has 6 exons. Gene Ontology annotation, molecular function: glutamate-gated receptor activity.
AUGACGCUACUGGAGAAACAAACAGGCGGGAACGUCUUGGUGACCGGCAUCUUGGGAAGCGUGUUCAACUUGUUACAGGAGGUCACCAACUUCACGACUCAGUGCCACCAGGUGAAGGACGGUGGGUGGGGGUCACAGGUGGGAGACAGGUGGACGGGUAUGGUGGGGGAGGUGGUGCGUGGGGAGGCUGACAUCGGUGUGGCGCCUCUUGACAUCACUCUCAAGCGCACCACCGCAGUUGACUACCUCGUCGGCUUCCUCUACUCUAAGUACAGACUGGUGAUGCGGCGGCCCUCGGCAAGUGACUUCGUGUGGACGGCGUACACUAAGCAAUUCCAGACCGAGGUGUGGGCAGCGGUGGCGAUGGUGAUAGUGGCGGCCGGAGUGGUUAACAUCUUGGUGGUGUGUUGCUCCAGAAGGUGGGGCAGCUCACUCCGUCUCUCUGACGCCCUCAUCAUUUUCACUGGGUGUCUGCUGGGCCAGGUGUUACUGGCUCACUACACCAGCGACCUUAUCACCGCCCUGGCUGCAGGUCUACCUCUUCCCACCGUUGCUAACUUAGAUGACAUCAACCAGGACCCCUCCCUUGAUCUCGGCUACCUAAAGGGUUCCUCCCUCACUGAAUAUUUCAAGGAGUCCCCAGCAUUGGUCUACCAAAAUACAUAUCAGUCCAUUGUGGCUGAUAACUUUGAGACUAUGGUAGAGAGUUUGGAUGAUGGGAUGAAGCGUGUGAUCAGCGAGUCGUUUGUGUUCAUGGAGUGGGACGUGCCCAUCCUCUAUAAUUACGGCCACGACUGUCGUCUCUUCAUGCUCCCUUCUUCUUACUUCCCAACACAGGCUUCCUUCAUCAUCAGAAAAGGAUCUCCUCUUGUUCCAGUACUCAACAGAUUGUUGAUGGAGAUGCAGUCAGCAGGAAUACUGAGAAAGUGGCAGGAGAAAUGGACGCCACAAGUCACCACCUGUCAACAGCUACACACGGACCCCAUGGAACUCAAGAGCUUAUUCACAGUGUUUCUCCUACUGGCCGGGGGCAUGAUUCUCAGUGUUCUUAUUCUGAUUGGGGAGGUUCUUUAUGUAAAACUUGUCUUGAAACAGACGCAUAUCACUACUCAUCCAUACAGUUCAAGGAUACAGCAAACACCACUGGUAAUAACAAAUGGAACACAACUCGAGGGUACUAUGUGA